GGCUGCGUAUCAAACCGGAGAAUGGAGUGGAACGUUCUCUCGGCUUGAUACUUUCCGCACUCCUCACUCCAAAACCCGCCAAAAUCGACACAAUCAAAUUCAGGCAAAAUUCCGCGUCGAAAUUCAGAAUCUGGAACAGAGCUGAACUCCGGUGGCUGAACUCGUGACACGAAAUGGAUCCAAUUGUUGCAACGAAGGAGCUAUCGUUUCGCGUCGGCUUUUCCGGCCACAGCGGCCAUCUCAGAAUCGAGCCUCUUGCAACUGUGGAGCGCCCCAGCCCUGUUAGAUCGCUCCCGGAUUUCAUACUUCCACCUGCAUUUCCUAAGGAAACUCCUGAAACGAUAAAAGGCUACAUUGAAGAGACUUUUCUCCGGCCGGAGUUAGACCCUGAUGAAUUUUCCCCACAAAAGGCAGGAAGACAGUGGGAUUUUGAUUGGUUUGAAAUGGCAAAAGUAUCUUUGGAUCCAUCUCAGCCAAGAUCAGUCAUGGUCCCUACAUGGGUGUUGCCAUUUGAACGCCCAAAGAAGGAUGGAACUUCUGGAGGGACAUGGGAACCUGGUUCUGUGCAGGUGGAUGUUUCAGAAUUAAAUGUGGAAACUCAAGAAUCUGGUUCACAGCCACGAGUGCCAGGACCAGCAAAAGAUUUUGUAAGGGGAAGCAUAAAUAAUCGCCCUUUUCGACCUGGUGGUUUGGAUGAUUCUCAAUCUAUUGAAAGAAUUCUUCCUGAUGCAGCUUCUAAUGGCGAGUGGGUGCAUGAAGUUCUAAAUGGUGGUCCUGCUCAAUCUGUUCCACCUAUUUUAAAGCAAGGAUUGGACCUCGGUGAUCUAAAGGUGUAUCCAAACUCUUGGAAUGUUUAUGAGGACCAAAGUUCAUUCAAGAGCUCAUCAGUUGGAAACCUGCAGAGUGAGUUGUCUGUACAAUUUGAUGAUUUGUUCAAGAAGGCUUGGGAAGAGGAUGCCAUAGUAUCCGUGGAAGAUGACCAAUCAUCAAAAGCAGAAUCCAUGAAGUUAGAAUCCAUGAAGUUUGAAGCUCAAGUUAACGAACCCGAAGCCGCUAGCAUUGCACCUGCACCUGAAAUAUCUGUGUUGGAUGAAAUUUUGUCCCUUGAAUCUGGAGGAUUGCCAUUGAGACCCGAUCAAGCUACUGAUGGUGGAGGACAAAAGAAGGAGGCUUGGGUCGUAACUGGUGGCCGUGAUGAGAUUUCUUUGCACUUUCAUGAGCUCGUACCUGACAUGGCACUUGAUUUUCCUUUCGAAUUGGACACUUUUCAGAAGGAGGCUAUAUAUCAUCUUGAAAAGGGGGACUCUGUAUUUGUUGCUGCACAUACAUCAGCUGGAAAGACCGUUGUUGCAGAGUAUGCAUUUGCUCUAACCACCAAACACUGUACUAGGGCUGUAUAUACAGCUCCCAUCAAAACUAUCAGUAAUCAGAAGUAUCGGGAUUUUUGUGGGAAAUUUGAUGUUGGACUUCUGACUGGAGAUGUUAGCUUGAGGCCAGAGGCUUCUUGUCUUAUAAUGACCACUGAAAUAUUAAGGUCAAUGCUUUAUCGAGGUGCUGAUAUUAUCCGUGAUAUUGAAUGGGUUAUAUUUGAUGAGGUGCACUAUGUCAAUGAUAUUGAAAGAGGUGUUGUCUGGGAAGAAGUUAUCAUUAUGCUUCCACGACAUAUCAAUAUUGUCCUUCUUUCAGCCACGGUUCCAAACACUAUUGAAUUUGCUGACUGGAUUGGUCGGACGAAGCAAAAGAGAAUUCAUGUCACUGGGACUACCAAAAGACCAGUACCUCUGGAGCACUGCGUUUUUUAUUCUGGUGAAUUAUAUAAAAUAUGUGAAAGUGAAAUUUUUUUACCUCAUGGUCUAAAAGCUGCCAAAGAUGCGUCCAAGAAAAAGAGUAUUGUUAGAGUUCAAGGCCUUCUUCAUAGAGGGAUUGGAGUGCAUCAUGCAGGUCUACUUCCAAUUGUUAAGGAAGUCGUCGAAAUGCUAUUUUGCCGUGGGGUGAUAAAGGUUUUGUUUUCAACAGAAACAUUUGCAAUGGGAGUUAAUGCACCAGCAAGAACGGUUGUUUUUGACACUUUAAGGAAGUUUGAUGGAAAGGAGUUUAGGCAAUUAUUACCAGGGGAAUAUACCCAAAUGGCAGGUCGUGCUGGUAGAAGGGGACUGGAUAAAAUUGGAACUGUCAUUGUAAUGUGUCGUGAGGAGAUUCCAGAAGAGAAGGAUUUGAAGCGUGUGAUAGUUGGAAGUGCUACCAAGCUUGAAUCUCAAUUCCGUUUAACCUAUAUAAUGAUCCUACAUCUCCUUCGGGUUGAAGAGUUAAAGGUAGAAGACAUGUUGAAAAGAAGUUUUGCUGAAUUCCAUUCCCAGAAGAAACUCCCUGAAAAGCAGCAACUUCUAAUGCGAAAGCUAGCUCAACCUACAAGAAUCGUAGAAUGUAUUAAAGGCGAGCCAACCAUUGAGGAAUACUACGACUUAUAUGCUGUAGCUGAAAAGCAUAGCAACCAGAUCUCAGAAGCAGUCAUGCAAUCGUCUGCAGUUCAACAAUUUCUUACUGCUGGAAGAGUGGUUGUUGUAAAAUCACCGUCUGCCAAAGAUCACUUACUUGCAGUCAUUGUCAAAGCCCUUUCCAUGGCUAGCAAGCAAUAUAUUGUUCUGGUGCUGAAACCUGAUUCACCACCUGUCCAAAGUUCUUCAAGUGGUGAUUUAGACAAGAAAAAAGAGGAUUUUCCCCAAGGUUACUUUAUGGUACCGAAGUCAAAACGUGGUCUUGAAAAUGAUUACUAUUCUCCAUCUACACGUAAAGGAUCUGGUGUUGUAAAUAUAAGAUUACCACAUGGCGGUGCUGCUGCUGGCGUAAGUUAUGAGGUUAGAGGAGUCGAUGCCAAAGAAUUUUUGUGCAUUUGCAAUAAAAAGAUAAAGUUAGAUCCAGGUAGGCUUCUUGAAGAAGUAAGUAAUGUUGCUUACUCCCAGACAGUUCAACAGCUUUUGGAUAUAAAAUCUGAUGGGAAGUACCCUCCAGCCCUAGAUCCAGUAAAAGAUUUGAAGUUAAAAGAUGUAAAUCUUGUGGAGGCGUACAAGGAUUGUACUGACUUAAUGCUAAAGAUGGUAGCUAACAAGUGCCAUGGGUGCAUAAAAUUGGGGGAGCACCUGAAAUUAGCAGCAGAGAUGAAGAAACACAAAGAGGAAGUUAAUAACCUUAAGUUUCAAAUGUCGGAUGAAGCACUUCAACAAAUGCCAGAUUUUCAGGGCCGGAUUGAUGUUUUAAAGGAAAUUGGCUGCAUAAAUUCUGACCUCGUGGUUCAAAUCAAAGGUCGUGUUGCCUGUGAGAUGAACUCAGGGGAGGAGUUGAUUUGUACAGAGUGUUUAUUCGAGAAUCAAUUGGAUGACCUUGAACCAGAAGAAGCAGUGGCAUUAAUGUCUGCUUUUGUGUUCCAGCAGAAAAAUACCUCCGAACCCUCUCUUACUCCAAAGCUGUCUAUGGCUAAAAAGAGAUUGUACGAGACAGCCAUUAGACUUGGCCAGCUUCAAGCUCAGUCCAGACUUCCAAUAGGCCCCGAGGAAUAUGCCCGAGAUAAUCUCAAGUUCGGUCUCGUCGAAGUAGUCUAUGAAUGGGCAAAAGGAACUCCAUUUGCAGAUAUCUGUGAGCUCACCGAUGUUCCUGAAGGCAUGAUUGUAAGAACUAUUGUCAGAUUGGACGAAACGUGUCGAGAAUUCAAAAAUGCAGCGGCUAUUAUGGGUAAUUCUGCACUCCAUAAGAAGAUGGAAACUGCAUCGAAUGCUAUAAAACGCGAUAUCGUAUUUGCUGCUAGUUUGUACAUCACUGGACUUUGAAAAUGGCCAAUUUUAAGGUGUGUUGCCUCUUUCAUUCUUGAAAUCACACGAGAGCCAAUUUAGAAUAGAAUUCAUUACCCUUCCGUCUGUUGUAUUUGUACAUUAUCAUGUACUCUUUUUGGUAGUUAAAAAAGUACAAAAGAAAAAAAAAAGAUAAAUUAUUUCAA
This is a messenger RNA of Momordica charantia (bitter melon), 3988 nucleotides long. The record is from RefSeq and is a predicted model, not a curated record. Lineage: Eukaryota; Viridiplantae; Streptophyta; Magnoliopsida; Cucurbitales; Cucurbitaceae.